AUGGCUCGCCAUACAAACUCAAAUAGUGAAUCGGAGACAUCUCGUUCAAGAAAUACUCAUGGUGGAAACAAUUCUAAUGGCGGUAAUAACAAUAAUGACAACAGCGGCACCAGUGGAAAAGAUACUAAUCAUUCAACAGGGCAUGGUGGGAAACAUCGUUUGAAUGCAGCUCAGCAAAACUAUUUGAGAGAACUGGUUAAGACUCACGUUACCAAUAACCAUCCAUCGUUGAUUCCAAUACCUCAUCCGGCAGAUUUAUCUUUGUAUUCUGAUGAUUUCUUACGCCGUUAUCGUGAUCGUUACAAUUUAGAUUGUAAUGAUAAUUUUACAUUACAAGGGUAUUUAUUAGGCUCAGAUAUAGGGAAUCAGACUCAAUCAUUCAGUAACAUUUCUAUGAAUGCCAAGGCUGAUGCGAACGGCAAGACAACUGAAAAACUAUUAAAACAGAGUAAGAAAUCUAAAGAAAAAGUUCAAGGUGGUAUUAGCAAACCAACAACAAAACGUGUGAUGAGGGACGAAUUAGUUGCCAAAGUUGCGGACCAUUUCAAUACUAAUCAACCGAGAGAAGUAAACGUCGUUCCACAAUUCAUUUAUAAAGUCCGCAAUCGCAACCGUAGAUUCCGUAUGGAAUUUAGAGAUUGA
Molecule: messenger RNA, 642 nt
Organism: Henningerozyma blattae CBS 6284
Lineage: Eukaryota; Fungi; Ascomycota; Saccharomycetes; Saccharomycetales; Saccharomycetaceae
Gene: SAP30
Product: Sap30p
Exons: 1
Coding region: 1-642 (213 amino acids)
Biological process (GO): regulation of DNA-templated transcription
Cellular component (GO): histone deacetylase complex
Molecular function (GO): transcription coregulator activity; protein binding
Source: RefSeq, a predicted model, not a curated record